Hippocampus comes (tiger tail seahorse) is the source of this 1689-nucleotide messenger RNA. RefSeq names its product nei-like DNA glycosylase 1 (gene neil1). Lineage: Eukaryota; Metazoa; Chordata; Actinopteri; Syngnathiformes; Syngnathidae. The coding region runs from base 374 to 1600 and encodes 408 amino acids. The transcript is spliced from 10 exons. Gene Ontology annotation, molecular function: zinc ion binding; DNA N-glycosylase activity; DNA-(apurinic or apyrimidinic site) endonuclease activity. The record is from RefSeq and is a predicted model, not a curated record. Gene Ontology annotation, cellular component: nucleus. Gene Ontology annotation, biological process: base-excision repair.
UCCCCCUGGUCAAUACAAUACAGUGCAAGGCUUUUAAACCAAUACUUUUAGUUCGAACAUAACAGUAGUAAGACAUAUCUUUAGUGCAGUUUUUUGGGGGACACAAACGCUCUAAAAAGAAGAUGGAAAUCUUUUCAAAGGACAUCUCGCGAUAUCAAAAUGCUCGCUGGCGGUAAUGUUACAAAACAUGUUUGGUAACAAGCAUGCUGUCUAAGAAAAGUGACAAGCGCCAUCUCACCCCCUCGAAGCAAAACGCCUGCAUAGAUAACCUCGCAAUUUAUGCGAAUUACAAUUUAAAUAAAGUUUAACCAGCAGUAGUGACGUCUUAUUUCCUGGUUCGAGUUUCAUAACAGCUGACUGAAUUCCAACAACGAUGCCCGAAGGACCCGAGUUGCACCUGGCCAGCCUUUUUGUGAACAAAAUGUGUGAGGGGGUGCUAUUUUCUGGCCCGGUCAGAAAGUCCGAGGUCAGCAAGAGCCCCGACGUGGCAUUCGCCUGCGAGGCGUACCGCAUCAGUGCCGCUUCCAGAGGGAAGGAAGUGAAGCUCACGCUGACGCCAAUUAAGAGUGAUGACACGAAGGCCAAAGAGGCACAGCAGCCCAUGGACAUUGUGUUUCGCUUUGGCAUGUCAGGCUUUUUCCGUUUCACCGCGGAGGGUGAGCUGCCCAAACAUGCCCAUUUGUGCUUUUAUUCGAAAGAAAAGCCUCGCAGAGUGCUCAGCUACGUGGACGCGCGCAGGUUCGGCAGCUGGCAGCCACAUGGAACCUGGCAGCCUGACAGAGGGCCUUGCAUCAUGUUUGAGUACAAAAGCUUCAGGGAAAAUGUGGUGACGCACCUGUCUGACCGUGCCUUUGACCGGCCCAUCUGUGAAGUCUUGCUCAAUCAGAAGUACUUCAAUGGCAUCGGCAACUAUCUCAGGGCGGAGAUCCUUUACAGGUUAAAAAUCCCACCCUUUGUGCCUGCCCGCACCGUGCUUGAAGGUCUUGAGUCAGAGGAUGCUUGUGAAGACAAGAAGCCUGUGAAGAAUGACAUUUUGAACCCAAAGGCUGCGAGGACAGCUCAAAAGAUUCAAGUGAAAAACGAGAGCGCCGACCUGCUCAGGCUGUGCCACACAGUUCCUCUGGAGGUGAUUCAUUUAGGUGGGAAAGGCUACGAUCCGGAGAAGGCGGACUACUCUGACUUUGAGGCCUGGCUGCAGUGUUACUAUGUGGACGGAAUGAAGUCCAUGCGUGACCACAAUGGCAGGACUAUGUGGUUCAAAGGCGAUCCAGGCCCCAUGGCUCCCAAAGAUCCUAAAUCACCAAAGGCCAAAAAGAGAAUGAAAAAAGAGGACGAUCAUGAUUACACCAGCGUGAAAAAGGAGGCCAGGACACAAUCCGAAACCACAGGGUCAAAAACAGUCAAAAAGAAAAUAAAAGCGGUACAGACAAAAAAGGACGUGCCACAAAAAGAAACCACACCUCGAAAAACUGUAAAAUGCUUGAAAAUGGACACGCCACAACGUGAACACAAACAACCUGCAAGGAGGAGGAAGACGACAGAGCCAGCAGAAGGUUCUCGGAGGCGGAGCAGUAGACUGACGAGACAAAAUGUGAAGUAAAAACAAAAAGGAGGCCGUCACUGGAUUUUGAAACACGAUUUUUAUUUUUUUGUAUCUUUUUAAUAAUAAUAAUAAAAAAUUACAAUUCA